CUUUAGCAGAUCGAAUUUCUCUACGAUAUACCAUGCCUUGGCAAGCCAUGAUCAUUAGUUGUGGCAGUCAGAUUUGCAGCGGUUCCAUUGUUAGCAGCUCUUGGGUUCUCACUGCUGCCCAUUGUGUCAGGAACAUGAAUCCUGAAGAUACUUCUGUAAUAUUGGGCCUGAAGCACCCUGGAACAUCUCUGAGAGUUGUUAAGGUGUCUAGCAUUCUACUGCAUGAGAGAUUUCGGUUGGUGAGUGGGGCAGCAAGAAAUGAUCUAGCACUGCUGCUCCUUCAAGAGGUCCACACUCCCAUUCAGCUCUUAGCACCACUGGGACAUCUAAAGAACUUCAAUAGCUCAGAAUGCUGGCUUUCUGGGCCAAGAGUUCUCAAACCAGGAGAGACUGAUGAGGAUCCGGAAGUGUUACAGAUGCAGGUGAUGGGAGCUUCAAGUUGUGCCCACCUCUACCCUGACAUUGGCAGUUCUAUUAUCUGCUUCAUUACUCAGGCGAAAGGCUUAGAUACAAAUGUGGAACCUGUGACUCCUGGAAGUGCUGUUAUGUGCAGACCAGUGUCUGGAAAUGGCAGCUGGAGACAGAUAGGCCUUACCAGUCUAAAGGCACUUGCUACCAUUGUCAGCCCACACUUCUCCUGGAUAUUAUCCACAUCAGCAAAAGCAGGUCAUCCCCUAAACCAGGCAGUCAUGCCUUGGGUGGAAAAGCUAAAGUCAUCCAGUCUUCAUAAACAGGCAACAACACUACCACUUUCAUCAUUAAUGAUUCUCGCAAUGCAGAAUCUGUUGUAA
Molecule: messenger RNA, 791 nt
Organism: Enhydra lutris kenyoni (northern sea otter)
Lineage: Eukaryota; Metazoa; Chordata; Mammalia; Carnivora; Mustelidae
Product: serine protease 52-like
Exons: 4
Biological process (GO): proteolysis
Molecular function (GO): serine-type endopeptidase activity
Source: RefSeq, a predicted model, not a curated record